Messenger RNA from Pseudovirgaria hyperparasitica, 2574 nucleotides. RefSeq names its product kinase-like protein. Lineage: Eukaryota; Fungi; Ascomycota; Dothideomycetes; Acrospermales; Acrospermaceae. The record is from RefSeq and is a predicted model, not a curated record. Gene Ontology annotation, biological process: protein phosphorylation. The transcript is spliced from 3 exons. Bases 1 to 2220 code for a protein of 739 amino acids. Gene Ontology annotation, molecular function: protein serine/threonine kinase activity; ATP binding.
AUGCUCUCUGCUAACCCUCGCUGUCCACUUAGCCGGCCAGCUGCCGACGACGACCACGACCACAUCGGUUCGAAUAGCUCCACGCCUCCAGGUGCUGCGACACCGCGACCAGACCCUACGGAUAAGCGACUGCCAGGCAUACUUCACAGUUACUUUGGCCAGGUUCGUGAUUCCUUCCGUAAUCACCCAAAUCCACUUUGCGGUGUCGUCACCACCUCUACCGUUCCUGCCGUUCAUAUUUCAAAUCCUGCUACCCGUCGCCCGUCAGAAGCUCUACCGCCUGAUUCCGCUGAUUCCUCUCAUUCUUCUUCUACCACUCAAGAAUGUGUAGAGAAGCUAACUGAAGGCGGUGUCACGCCGCCACUUUCACAGAAUACCCCGCCUCAAACCCCGCGAUCGCAAUCCCACGAGAGCAGAUCUGCUCAAACACCCUCAAAACUCGGAAGGAACGCCUCGACCCAAAGUACCGGUCUCAAGCCACCAAAAGGAAAACUGAGUGUCUCCAUCACCGAAGGUCGUGGACUGCGUCCCAGCAUCGACCCAUAUGUCGUGUGUCAGUUUCAAUGGGCAGAAUACAUAUCAGACGGUCCGCGAGGGGACGCGUCGGCUAAGCGGGAUGGCCACGGCCCUGGUGGCAUCACAAUGAAGCGUACCGAGAGCGACAUGGGACGUCCAAUGGCGAUUCCAAUGCGCAGUCGACAGAGCAGCAACACGGGUAUGAGCUCGGAUCCUAAAGAAAAUGAAAAAUACAUCACGCAGCCCCACUGGGAUCAUGAAGCCAUAUUUGACGUCGUAGGGGACCUGUCGGAAAUUGACGUCUCCGUCUUUGACAAGUCAAACGGCGAAGCAUUCCUGGGCCAUGUACGAUUCUGUCCGAAUCUCGUCGAGUACGAACGACCAAUCGACAGCUGGUUUCCCUUGGUCGCCCGCGAAGGAGAGGCGGAUGAGGUGAGCGGGGAGAUUCAUCUCCGGAUCAACUUCCAAAAGGAUGUUGAGAAGAGGCAUAUCGGCCCUGAAGAUUUCUCAAUCCUCAAGUUGAUCGGCAAGGGCACUUUCGGCCAAGUGUUCCAGGUGAGGAAGAAGGACACACGACGCAUAUACGCCAUGAAGGUUUUGUCGAAAAAGGUCAUUGUACAGAAGAAAGAGGUUGCUCACACGCUCGGUGAGCGCAACAUCCUCGUACGCACCGCCAUGUCCGAUUCGCCAUUCAUUGUCGGUCUCAAGUUCUCGUUUCAGACCCCAGCAGACCUGUACCUAGUAACUGACUUCAUGUCCGGCGGUGAACUGUUCUGGCACUUGCAAAAAGAAGGAAGAUUUCUGGAGGCGCGUGCAAAGUUCUACAUUGCCGAGCUCAUCCUGGCCCUGCAACAUCUGCACAACCACGACAUUGUCUACCGAGACCUCAAACCCGAAAACAUUCUUCUAGAUGCCAAAGGCCAUAUCGCGCUUUGCGAUUUCGGUCUGUCAAAGGCCAAUCUGACCGACGAUGCCACUACAAACACAUUUUGUGGUACCACCGAAUACCUUGCCCCCGAGGUCUUGUUGGACGAGCAUGGCUACACCAAGAUGGUUGACUUUUGGUCGCUCGGUGUCCUCGUCUUUGAGAUGUGCUGUGGCUGGAGUCCCUUCUACGCCGAAGACACGCAGCAGAUGUACAAAAAUAUCGCAUUUGGAAAGGUUCGCUUCCCGCGCGACGCUCUCAGCACAGAAGGCAGGAAUUUUGUCAAAGGCCUUCUCAACCGUAACCCGAGGCAUCGUCUGGGAGCAACCCGCGAUGCCGAAGAACUCAAGGCUCAUCCAUUCUUUGCAGACAUUGAUUGGGUAGCACUGGCAAAGAAGAAUGUUGCACCGCCAUUCAAGCCAAAGUUGAAGUCUGAGGAAGACACGUCCAACUUCGAUCCCGAAUUCACGAAUGCACUCAACGGAGGCGUUGGUUCCUUGAAUGCCCGCGCUGCCGCGUUGACUUCUGGUGCUCACCCCGCCUCUACCCCGCUAUCACCUACCAUGCAGGCAAACUUCAAGGGAUUCACCUUUGUUGACGAAAGUGCAAUGGACAGACAGUUUGGUGGCAGAGACGUGAUGGACCGAAUGGAAGAAGACGAUGAUGAUGACUGGGACAAGCAUUACUCGAACCCAAAGGCUUACAACCGUAUGAGCGGCAUCAUUUCCAACGACAAUGAUGACAGUUUCUUCGGCAGUGGCCGUCUCGACGACGUGUGAGCCCGAAUCAUUUGUACACUCUGUCCGGGCGAAUGAUGAGUUUUGGUGGCAUUCCUUGGCGUCCAAAAGUUUGACCUCCCCUUUGGAGGCUCCCCCCUUGACACACAUUUUCACCCAGGCAACAGCUCGCAUAAUCCUGACCUGGCCAUUACGCAAACGCGCACUUCGAGUCAACCGGACCAAGAACUACCAAUUCGUAAUUACCCUCCCUCACUUCCGUUACAUUCAGUCAGCAAAGUUCGGAGGAUCAUCAGCAGGCCACAUCAGCUUCAACGAUGAUGCAUUGGUCGACCUAUCGUAUCUCAUAUAUAUAUAUGAAGGAGGCAGGCAAUUAUUGAUACCCAUGCUGUUCCA